AUGGCCUCGAGAACAUCUCGCUCAAAGUCAGGAUCAGCACAUCAAGGUAAAGUGCUUAGUCGUCGUGAUCCCGUGCCACUUGGCAAAUCUCGUCUCCAGACGCAGUCAGCAAAUGCUCAGACAGCCCAGACACGGAUUGGGAUUACAUCAUAUCGCACGAAGUCUGAAGGACCUGCAAGUCUCCACGAAUCAGUCCAGACUCCAGGAAGAGACACCAGCGGACCACUCCGUGUGCGCGCAAACACCAAGAGGCGAAGAUCGGUGACAGCAAAUCUCGAACAAGCAAGUCAGAUUCGAAAUUCAAGCAGGAGUCCACUGCGCUCGAGUGCUAGGCUCGCUUUCCCUUCAUAUGGUGGACAUGGCAACAAAGACCUAUCACGUGAAACUGAUGCUAAAGGCCAUCCAUUUAACGAGCGUGUCAGAAUUUCAGCUCGUGAAGAUGCUCCUCAACGUGAACCUUCAAGAGGUAGACGACGCUUUCGAAGUCCAACCCCGUUUCCAAUCGUCCAAGGCACCCAAGUCGUUGCAGCCAUCCAGGAAAUUCCCGUGUCGGGACAUGAAAGAACACGACCGCAUAGUGGCCGACCGACAGAGAAACCCCAUGAUGCGGAACAACCUAUCGGCCACAACAUCGACAAAACCACGGUUCCUCGUGCGAGAGCAAAGACGCAAGAUUCUAAACGGAAUGCUUGGCGAGCUGUGAAGGGUGGAUUCUUGGUUUCCAGAAACGUGCAAGCUGAAAAUUAUCUCUUUCCCAUACGAAAGGGUAAACCAGACCCGGUAUGGCGAGCAGGCGACGGUUUCUCAGACGAGGAAGCUGCCCCGGACUUUCUCUUCUAUGUCACGGGACAGAAGAAGCGCAUGAAACCGGCAUCAACGACAGAUUUCGGGGUCCUCCCUCUUCUUCCAGCUAUGGAUGAGCAUCCAGGUAGCAUCCGACAUUCUCGGAAACGACGAAAGGUGGGCGAGAGUUCACUGAUUGACCGUGCGGCACUGUUGCGCGGAGUCGCAAACGAACCAUGGCCAACGUAUAAGAAUUUUAUGGAGAGUAGCUUGCCUGCUCGCACACAACAGAGCUUGAUUCAAGACCAUGCCGCUGUCCGCACGCAUCUUUCCAAUCAAGUUCAGUCUUCCUUGGAAAAAGCCACACCCAAGCCUCAAUCAACAUAUCAGUUGCUUGCACGGUAUGGGAAAAGCCCUUUACAUUUCAAGGGGCGUGUCAAUACUGACAGGCCGGAUGCCCGAGGUGCAUAUAUUCCCCAGUCAUUGCCCACAAGGCCUCUGAGUCUUUCAGGUUCUGCAGGCGAUAAUGGCAGGGAGUCGUCCAUAAGUUCCGAUCAAGACUCUCAGAGCAGUAUCGUUCCAAAGACAGAGCCCAGCCUAAGCGGAUCUGACGAGGGUACGCAAUCGGACAGAACCGACACUUCUGACCAAUCUGACCAGACUAUUCGCUCUUUUUGGGCCGCAGACGGGAGCCAUUUUUACCCCGAGGAUAAUCUAGUGCAGAGAGGAGUGGCUUCACACUUCUCCAACGGCGAUGAUGAUGAUGAUGAAGACUAUUAG
Pestalotiopsis fici W106-1 is the source of this 1563-nucleotide messenger RNA. RefSeq lists its product as uncharacterized. The record is from RefSeq and is a predicted model, not a curated record. Bases 1 to 1563 code for a protein of 520 amino acids. The transcript has 2 exons. Lineage: Eukaryota; Fungi; Ascomycota; Sordariomycetes; Amphisphaeriales; Sporocadaceae.